Loxodonta africana (African savanna elephant) is the source of this 1714-nucleotide messenger RNA. RefSeq names its product AP-3 complex subunit delta-1-like. The record is from RefSeq and is a predicted model, not a curated record. Gene Ontology annotation, biological process: protein targeting to vacuole; Golgi to vacuole transport; synaptic vesicle budding from endosome. Lineage: Eukaryota; Metazoa; Chordata; Mammalia; Proboscidea; Elephantidae. The coding region runs from base 129 to 449 and encodes 106 amino acids. Gene Ontology annotation, cellular component: AP-3 adaptor complex; membrane coat; endosome membrane. The transcript has 6 exons.
UCUUGUCCGUCGUUUGCAAUCGAGCGGGAGGGGAGCGUCUUGGUCUUCGCCGCCUUCUCCCAGGGCCUCGCCGCCGAGCUGGCCUGGGAGUCGUCCCCGCGGGGCUCGAGGCCGGCGCGGCCCCCGGCAUGGCCCUCAAGAUGGUCAAGGGCAGCAUCGACCGCAUGUUCGACAAGAACCUGCAGGAUCUGGUGCGCGGGAUCCGCAACCACAAGGAGGACGAGGCAAAAUACGUCUCGCAGUGCAUUGACGAAAUCCAGCAGGAACUGAAACAAGACAACAUCUCAGUCAAAGCCAACGCCAUCUGCAAGCUGACAUAUUUACAGAUGCUGGGAUAUGACAUCAGCUGGGCCGCCUUCAACAUCAUCGAAGUGAAGAGCACCUCAAAGUUCAUGUUCAAGGCCCCCCCAGCGGAUUGGGUACCUGGCCGCCUCUCAGUGCUUCCAUGAGGGCACGGACGUCAUCAUGCUGACCACCAACCAGAUCCACAAGGACCUGAGGACCCCCAGUCAGUACGACACUGGGGUUGUGCUGACUGAUCCGUCCUGUGCUACUCUGGCUGACUGUGUCCCAGUCCGGCCCCUGUGCCUGGUGCUGCCCUGGGAGCAGGUCUGCAAGCGGCCCUCAGUGUGCACCACAGGGUGCUGGGGCAUCAGCGCUCAACUUGGUCCUUGCUGGUGGCUUCCAGUGGGCUACUGAUCCCCCAUGUCUCAAUGUCCUCAUCUGAGGGGUCAUGGUGGGGCCGACGGUGCUGUGUGCACGAAGCUGCAAGACUGGCGGGGCCCGAGUGAGACUGGCCCCUGUCCUGCAGCCUGUACCUGGAUGCCUGGAUCAACAAGCCACCCUCUCACAGCGAGUCCGAGAAUGAGGUGCCCAAGGUGAUCUUCCAUGACGACGAGCAGAAACCCAUGUGGCAUUGCAAGUCGGAGGUGGAUGAGGAGGAGCUGGCCCAGCGCUGGGAAGCCUGGAAGCAGGAGCAGGCCAACAACCUGUUAUACAUCAAGAGCUGGCCAUCCCCGCAAAAGGUAAGGCGCCCAUACGCAGCUCUGGGACCCCCUCCCCACCGGCCCCCAGGAUGAGUGCCUGCUGCAGGGGCGUGACUGGACCAAGGGCUUGGGUGUGUAGCAGCUGGCUGCCCCAGCGGGUGCUUCCUAGUCCCGCAAUGGCCCUCCAAUAAUGCCCUGGACUUUGUCCCCCAGCGGUACCAGGACACACCUGGUACGGAGCACGUCCCUGUGAACCAGAUAGACUUCUUGGUUUCUGUACUGGUUUGAACUAUGUCCCCCAAAAGUACGUGUCCACUUGGUUAGGCCAAGUGUGGUCGUUCUCCAUUUUGUGAUUUUCCUAAGUGUUAUAAAUCAUAACCUCUGCCUGUGGUUAAAGAUUUGGGUGGGAUUGUAACACCCUUACCAAGGUCACACCUCUCAGCCAAUGUAAAGGGAAUUUCCCUAGGCUGUGGCCUGCACCACCUUUUAUCUUAUAAGAGAUGAAAGGGAAGCAAGCAGAGAGAGUUGGGACCUCAUACCACCAAGAAAGUGCAGAGCCUGUCCCUUGGACCUGAGGUUCCUGAGCUGACAUGCUCCCAGACCAAGGCAAGACUGAUGACAAGGACCUUCCUCCAGAGUCAACAGAAGGAAGCCUUCCCCUGGAGCUGACGCCCUGAAUUGGAACUUGUAGCGUACGGGAUUGUGAGAAUAAACUUGUUAAAGCCGUC